This is a messenger RNA of Zeugodacus cucurbitae (melon fly), 1230 nucleotides long. RefSeq names its product hydroxymethylglutaryl-CoA lyase, mitochondrial. Gene Ontology annotation, biological process: ketone body biosynthetic process; L-leucine catabolic process. Bases 97 to 1080 code for a protein of 327 amino acids. Gene Ontology annotation, molecular function: hydroxymethylglutaryl-CoA lyase activity. The transcript is spliced from 3 exons. The record is from RefSeq and is a predicted model, not a curated record. NCBI's taxonomy places the organism in Eukaryota, Metazoa, Arthropoda, Insecta, Diptera, Tephritidae.
AGCGACCAGUUGUUUUUGAUAACCAAAAUAUAUGUAUACAUACAUAUAUGUGCAUAUAUAAGCAAGUAUUUAUAUAAAAUUAGUAGAAUUGACAAGAUGUUCACUCUGAAAACUUUAUUAAAACGAGGUGCAAAUACAACGUUUCGCACAAUUACAACGAGCAACAGUACAUCCACAGCUGUGCGUAUUGUCGAGGUUGGACCAAGAGAUGGUCUACAGAAUGAGCCGAAAAUACUACCCGCCUCGGUUAAGAUUUCACUAAUCGACCAAUUGUCCGAGACAGGUCUUCGCACAAUCGAGGCCACCUCCUUCGUAAGUCCAAAAUGGGUACCACAAAUGGGCGACAAUGCAGAAGUGUUGCGGAGCAUACAAAAGAAAAGUGGAAUUAGUUAUCCAGUGCUGACACCUAAUUUAAAAGGUUUCGAAAGCGCACUCAAAGCUGGCGCAACCGAAGUAGCCGUUUUUGGUGCGGCAUCCGAUUCCUUUUCAAUGAAAAAUAUAAAUUGCACCGCAGCCGAAAGUAUAGAGCGCUUCCGACCGGUCAUAGAGGCGGCACAAAAAGCUGAUGUUAAAGUACGCGGCUACGUCUCAACUGUGGUUGGUUGUCCUUAUGAGGGCGCAGUGAAACCAAGUGCUGUGGCAAAGAUUGUGGACGCACUCUUUAGUAUGGGUUGUUAUGAGAUAUCAUUGGGCGACACUAUCGGCGUCGGUACGCCUGGUUCCAUGCGUAGCAUGUUGGAUGAAGUGGUGAAAGUGGUGCCGCCAAAUAAAUUAGCUGUACACUGCCAUGACACCUACGGACAAGCGUUAGCCAACAUUCUUGUCUCAUUAGAAUAUGGCAUAGCAGUGGUUGAUUCCUCCGUUUCGGGUCUCGGCGGUUGUCCAUAUGCGCGCGGCGCCUCUGGCAAUGUGGCCACUGAAGAUGUAGUUUAUAUGCUGCAUGGUAUGGGCAUAGAAACAGGCGUAGAUCUAGAGAAAUUAAUAGCGGUCGGCCGGUACAUUUGCAAUGAAUUGGGACGUCAAUCCGAGUCUAAAGUGAAUCGUGCCUGGAAAGGCGCACAGCCACAAAAGAAAUUGUAAAUGAGAAUUGUUAACAACGCAAAAUAGUGGCAUUAGCCUUUUAAAUUGAAACCGAAACUGCGAUAGUGUUGCAUUUAUCAAACUAGCUUUACUAGUCUAUGCAUUUAUUUUAGUUGUAAAAAUAAAGACAAACUUCAAUUCAGUAAACAA